Molecule: messenger RNA, 2725 nt
Organism: Scheffersomyces amazonensis
Lineage: Eukaryota; Fungi; Ascomycota; Pichiomycetes; Serinales; Debaryomycetaceae
Product: LMBR1 domain-containing protein
Exons: 1
Coding region: 377-2458 (693 amino acids)
Cellular component (GO): membrane
Source: RefSeq, a predicted model, not a curated record
UUAAUUAAUUAAAUAAAUAAGUAAAAAAUAUUGUAAAUAACUUAAUUAUUUAACUUUAAUUAUUGUCUAUCAAAUAAAGCAAUAAAUUUUACCGCUGACACUUUGCUGUUAACUAGCUGGCUCAGACAAAAUUUCAUUUUUUAUCUUUUGUCAUGUUCGGUGCAUCUGUGGGGAUGUACAAGACAAUAGAUGCGCACUAAUUUGUUUUUUUAACCGAUUUUUAGUCGUGUGCUGUUACCUACACAUGACUCGGAGCACAUGACACGUGUCACCCCUAAAUAAAUAAUACUAAAUCCACCACUAAAUUAUAAUGGCAACACUAAUAUUAUCACUACUAAAUCAUCCAUAAACAUAUAAAUCAACCUUCAAAUCCAUCAUGUGGGUCAUACCCCUCGUGUGCUACACUGUCACGCUAAUUAUUUCCAUAUUUGGGAUCCAAUUCCAUAUAAACUUACUAAGAUAUCCACUUUAUUUCCUGAUUCCUAUAACAUUAGCCGUAUUGAUUCCCUUAUCAAUUAUAUUCUUAUUACCAAUAGAUUAUGUUCAAUCUAAUUAUAUUAGUUCUUCCGAUACAUCAGUGUCACCAUUAAAUUGGUUACAAGAUAAUGUAAUUCUAAUCUUAUGGAAAUCUAAUUAUUGGACAACUUUCUUAUUGACUUGGUUACUUUUACCACAAUUACAAGAAUUUUAUAAAUCUGGUUAUUUCACAUUUAAGGCAAAGAUGUAUGAUUCAUUUAAACAAAAUUUGAAAUUUCAAUUAAUAUUACUUGGAAUUUCUUUAUUAGGAAUUAUAUAUCUUAUACUUGAAGUAGGAUUAACACCUAAUCAUUUAAAAUUAAUGAUUAUUGCUUUAGCUCAUAUUUAUUCUUUAAUAUUAGCUCUUUGGUUAAUGAGUCAUGGUUUAAUUACUAUUCCUAGAAAUAAAUGGAUAGAAGGGAAUGUUAUAAAUAAUUUAAAUCAUCAUUAUAUAAAGUUACCUAAAUUAAUUGAUAGUUUAGAAGAUGUAAAGAUUGAAUUUAAAGAAGAUAUCUUAAAAGUAUUAAUUUUAACGGAAAAUUUUACUUCCAUUAAUAAUCCUCAAGAUUUCCAAUUCAGAGAUUGGAUUCUUCAAUUGAAUGGAUCAAUUCCUAAUGAUUUAAGAGAUUUAGUUAAACGACAAUAUUUUCAUGAAACCACCAAUUCAAAUUCAAUUACUCGAGAUCAAUUAACGUUAUCAUUUAUGAAACGAUUAACCGCAAGUUUCAAUUCCAAUCUUCGGAAAUUCCAAGCUUAUGAAUCAGAAUUUGAAUCAUUAUUUAUAAAAUUAACUCAUUUAGAAGAUAUACUAGAAGCUAAAACUAAUAAUUCUAAACAAUUAAUCUUUAGAGUUAAUAAUUAUCGAGUUUUAUUACUGCCUCGAUUUAAUUUCUUAUAUUGGUAUUAUAUUAGACCCAUAUCUUCUCGAAUCUUAUCAUUGUUUUAUUUUGCCAUGUCAUUUAUUAUAUUACAAUCCGAAUUCUUUCAUUCAACUCGAUUAUCAUUAGUAAAUUUUAUUUAUCAAUCAUUAAGAUUCCCUGUAUUACAAUUCACAUUUACUUCAAUCUUUUUCAGUUAUAUGUUAUUUGCUUCAUUAAAUUCUUUAACUCAAUUAAAGAUAUUUAAUAUGUAUCAUUUAGUACCUCAUAAUUCUGAUCCAGUAUCAGCUUGUUUUUAUACAACUUAUAUUGCUAGAUUAACUAUACCUUUAUCAUAUAAUUUCCUUACAUUAUUUUUAUCUAGAACUUCUCAAUUUGAGAAUUGGUUUGGUCAAUCAAUUCAUUUAACUGGUUUAUUCAAUUUAAUGAAUAAUUGGUUACCUCGAUUAUUAUUAAUUCCGGUAUUAUUAACUGCAUUUAAUAUAUAUGAUAAAUUAAAGAAAAAAAUAGGACUUGGAGAUAUUUAUGAUAAUUGGGUACUAUUUGAUGAUGAUGAUAGUGUUAAUGAACAUGGAAAUGAUUUAGAGAAUUCUGGUAGUGGAAGUAAUAUAAAUAAUAAGAGAAAAGAUUUAAUUAUAGUAGAAGCCAAACGAAUUAUUAAUCGAGAAAUUCAAAGAAGAGAACAUGUGCAUAAUUUAAGACCAUUUAAUUUAUCUGCCACUGGUAGUGUAGAUAAUAUUAAUACAAUUAAUGGUAAUGCUGAUUUAAAUUAUCAAUCCAAUUUAAGAACAUUCCAUGAUUCAUUAAUCAAUAAUAGUGAUAGCAUAAAUAAUAGAAUAGACCAAUCACUUCAUGGUGAUGAUCAGGAACCCUUCUUAUUUGGAAACCAAGACAAUCAAACUCCAUCACCUUCAUUAUGGGGAAGAUUUAAUGGAUUAUUUACAGGAUUUAGAAAUACCAUUGGUGAUAGACUUACUGAACAAUCAUCCCGAGUUGAGUAUCACGAUGAGCCCCUUGAUAAUUUCAACUAUGAUGAAGAUGCCGAUGAGAAUUUGGCUCUCUGAUGGGGGUGUCUAGUUUAUUUAUUUGUGUAUAAGUUAAUAUAAUUUUGCAGCUUAUGCGAUCGGUAAUUAAUAGCCGGGGGAAUGUUAUAUCUCCUGAGUGACUAGACUGGGGACUGUAAUGGCUAACUAAAGACUGUAGUUACCGUAUAGUAUAGACUAGUCGGUAGUGACUUAGUGUAGUACACAACUGUAGACUGUAGACUGUAUCCACUACUAUGUACCUAUAAGUCGCUAAGCCGUUGGCUGUGUCCCACUAAGUCCACUACG